UCUGAUUCAAAUCCCCGAUGCUGGUUACCUGGAUGACAUCAGUCAGCGGUCCGGCCUGGCCGUAACACAACCAGCAUCACAUCACCUCUCCACGUUUCCAAGUAGCUGCCAGUGGAGAGCCUCAUCCUCCUCUCUGCGUUCAUUGGCGACACGAGACGCCCAUCACACGCAGCCAGCUCCGGGUCAUUCCCUAUCCGCGUCCUCCGUCGGAAAUGGCCGCGUAUUCCCUCUCCUCCAUUGGACCGAGCCGCUGUCGGUUUCCCUCACGCUGAACACCUCUCCGCCUCUCCGGCUCUCUGUCUGCUGAGACCGCCGUCAUAUUGGCUGCUAGAAGCAGCAGCGACCACGGCAGAAAAGAAGACCCCCACCAUGAUGAAGAACGGGUUUUCGCGGCACUUAAAGAACAAUUUAGCCUUUUAAAUAUUUUUCAGUACUAUUUAACUAUUCGUUUUAAAAUAUUCGGGAUGAUACCAUCAAGUAUCCGAGUACCUUUAGUGCUUUCAUCCGACACCGUGGUCCGCAAGGGGGAUGUAUGCCUGACUUCUCUUAAUAGCCAUUUUUUGCAGACAAAGAGAGCUUUUGAAUAGAGCUUUCAAAAGGCACAAGGGUCCCAGGGGCUCCAAUUGAUGAAGAAAGUGGGCAACAUGUGGAGCAACCUGAAGAGCAAAUGCCAGACACUCUUCCACAACAGCAGUUCGGGACCCGGUGAAAGCAGGGUUGAGGCCGAUGCCGUCCACUGUGUAUUGGAUCUUGGCCAAGGAGGCAGCUCAGGUGAGGCGCAGGCAUCAGGAGCCUCGAGCCCAUCACGGAGCCUCCUGCCGGUGCCAAUGGUAACAGCAGGACGGCGCCAUCAUAACUGUGUGUCUGACAUCCCUCAGAUAGUAGAGAUCACCAUCGACAAGGACACUGAGGAUGUGCGAGGAGGACCAGGGGGUGUUCCUCUGGCCCGGAGAGACUCCUAUUCCCGUCAUGCUCCAUGGGGGGGCAAGAAAAAACACUCAUGUUCCACCAAAACCCAGAGCUCUCUGGAGGCAGAUAGGCGGUCUGGGCGCUUACGGGGCAGUGGGAACCGUAGGGACAGGCGUUACGGAGUGUGCUCCAUCCAGGAGAUGAGCGACUCUGUAUCUGGAGGACGCAGUCUGAACGCUCGGUCUUUGCGCCAGCGGCUAAGUGAUACAGUAGGGCUGUGUUUACCCCUGCCCACUCGCAGACGCUCCCGCUCAUCUAAGAACCCUGUCACCUCGAAACGCAAGAUUCACCUGACAGAGCUCAUGCUGGAGACUUGCCCCUUCCCACCAGGCUCAGACCUCGCACACAAGUGGCACUUGAUCAAGCAACACACAGCACCGGUCAGCCCGCAUUCCUCCACUGCCCUGCUGGAUGCCUUUGACCCAGCCCACCCCUCUCCUGAGGAUGAAGAGGAACGUCUGCGUGAGCGCCGCAGACUUAGCAUCGAGGAAGGUGUGGACCCACCACCUAACGCACAGAUCCACACCCUGGAGGCCUCAGUGCCAGGCUCCUCUCUCUACAAACUGGGACCAAAGAUGGCUCCUGGCAUGGGAGAGGCCUCUGGGGAAGGCCGGGCCUCCGGUGCUGGCAGCUCUGUGGGUGCUGGAUCAUCAGGAGCCUGUGUGCAGGUGUUGGGGGCUGCAGCUUCAGCCCAAGACUGUGACUCUGAGGAGGAUUCGACCACCCUCUGUCUGCAGGCCAGGAGGCCCAAGCAGAGGCACGCCUCUGGGGAGGGUCACCUGAGCCGGCAGCAACCUGGGCCCUGGAAGGUUCACACCCAGAUAGACUACAUCCACUGCCUGGUGCCAGACCUAUUGCACAUCACAGCUCUGCCCUGCUACUGGGGCGUGAUGGACCGCUACGAGGCUGAGGCGCUGCUGGACGGACGGCCUGAGGGCACCUUCCUGCUGCGUGACUCGGCCCAGGAGGACUACCUCUUCUCCGUUAGCUUCCGCCGUUACAACCGCUCGCUGCACGCCCGCAUCGAGCAGUGGAACCACAACUUCAGCUUCGACGCCCACGACCCUUGCGUUUUCCACUCUUCCACCGUCACAGGACUGCUGGAGCACUACAAGGACCCCAGCGCCUGCAUGUUCUUCGAACCGCUGCUUACAGCGCCUCUCCAUCGGACCUUUCCCUUUGGCCUGCAGCACUUGGCACGAGCCGCCAUCUGCCGCUGGACCACUUACGAUGGUAUAGGCUCUCUGCCGCUGCCCCCUGCCCUGCAGGACUUCCUCAAGGAGUAUCACUAUAAACAGAAAGUACGAGUUCGCUGGCUGGAGAGGGAACCGCCACUCAAGGUCAAAUAGGGUGGCCUUCUCCAUUGCCUGUACACACACUGCAGGAGGAUUACAGAACUUUAGAAAUUCCUCAUUAGCCAAUUAGAGGCUAUACUGACAUGGCUCUCUUUCUGGUGGGGGAUGGAAUUUAAAUGUAACAAGCUAUACAAGAUUCAUUCUAAUCUUUGUUUUAGUUAUUACUUACAUCACAGAAAAUACAUAUGAUUAUAUUCAGUAUAACGCUGUCUGGCAAGCACAUGUUUUUGUGUUGAACAGGUUGUUUUGACAGGGAGGGAAGGCACAAAUAUCAGCGCUUUGUGUCUUUUCUCUCUUGCUUUGUGCUAAAUGUCUGCCUGAUCCCACGACAUCACCCUGCCUGUAGACCUGCCUGCAUGCCUCCCUUGUUCAUCCUAAAUUGCUAUUUAGGCCCACAUGGCUACAUUGUACAGUUCACUUUGUGCUUUCUCUUUUUUUUUUCUUCCUUAGCUUGUUAAAGCACCUAGUGGAGCACCCUCCCAAGAGGGUUUUAAGCUCUGUGUGUGAGUGUGUUUGCGUGCGCGUGUAUGUGUGGGUUGAGAGGGCAACUGGAGGUGCUAUUGGUAUAUUGCAGUCAGAGCCUGUCCCAUGGAUAGAACUACAUAAGGCACAUUCUUUGCCAUCUCUUUGCACGCGUGAGCAUCAGCCAAACCAGAGACAGGGACAGAUUCUGGGAGGGUCCACAGAGUUCAGGACAGCACAUCAGGGAAAUGACGUGCUUUCUAAGGACUAUAGAUUAGUCCUUUUAAAAACAAAAAAAAAACCACACGUUCCUCCUUAAGCAGUAAUGGUGAGUGAUGAAUAAUAAAUCAGUCUACUGUGUCCUAUUUAGUGGGCAAGCUAAACUCGUCAGCUUUAUUCCCUCUGUGCGGCAUUGCUUUCAAAGCAGGAGGGACACGUAAGGAAAUAUUCAGACAGUUCUUGUCAUUGUUACAGUUGUCAAAGCAGUCUUCAGCCCUGUGCACACUGCUUUGCAUGUAUGUAGCUCCUAUGGAAACAUUUUGAGCAGUCUGGUCUGGUGUCUUUAUGGAGUUGUGUUAUGACCUUUUUAUAGUGUUUAGUUUUAUACCCGCUUCCUUCAGUUUGCAUCUUUUGGUGGCAUCCAGCAUAUUCAGAAGGAUUCAACCCCUGUGCAUCCUAGAUGGUUAUUUUUCUUCACAACACACUGAAACAAUGGUGCAGAGAGCAUUGCACUUUGGUUAGAGGGAGGAAUGCUAACAAGUCUUUUCAGAGGAAGUGAGGGAAGGUGUGACAAGUGGAAGGGGAAGACAAACAAUGAAAAAUCAAUGUCCCUUUUAAACAUGCUCUGCUCUUACUACAGAGGCUCGUUUAGGAAUGGGCUGUUGUAUUGGAGACCCCAGAUAGUCAAAGAUCAUGGAGAGGGGAGCUAACCCGAUGCAUAGACUGCUUGUUAGAACUGUGAACUUCCAUCGCAAGACCCCUUCCUUCUAUUUUUUUAAUGAAGCCAUGUUAAAUAUAUCGAGCCGUUGUUAUGAAGAGCACCCAACCUGAAAGAGGCGAUACCCCUUCCACUUGCAACUUAUUACUCUAAGGUGUCAACCACAACAAAUCCCCUCAUUGCCCAGUCGCAUUUAUAGUCAUAGCAUCGAGUGCAGGCAACACUCAAGCCUGGAGGGGUUGGCAUAUCUCUGAGAGCUUUAGUUAUGGAAUCUGAAUGAUCUUGGUUGUGUGACUUGGGACAAAAACCCUGCUGGCUAGCCACUCAUUUCUGCUCUCACUGUGAAGAGAAACUAAGUGUAACCUACGUGCCUUUUCUAGAGAACCAUUUAUCUUGUUCCAUAAUCAGUCACUCUGUAGUCCGAACCUGGAGCGGGAGGUGCUUCAACACGGUGGAUGCCAUCAAAUGAGACUGAAGAGAAUAAUAACGCCGAUCUAAGCUCACUUACUAAUGGUGCACGUUACAGCCUUUGUAACGGAUAUUAGUGGUGCUAUGUUGGUUAAGCUACGACACAUUAAUGAAUAGUUGUAAAUUAGUUACAGCUGUUCUCACUAAUGCAUGCAUUAGUCUUCUUGCCACAUUAUGGCCUGUAUGGUAGGAUUAGGUUGUUAGUGGGUCCAAUGCCAGCCCUACUGUAGCAUAUAUUUCAUUGCAAAAUAUCCUGUAUUUAUGUCCAGCCCUUCACAUGUGUAGGUUCUGGUCUGCAUCUUAUGAGAGGACAUGAAGGUUCAACUUCUGAUGACAUUGCCCAAGUUAGCCAUCAGCAACAGUGUUUAAACUAACUCGUAAUUAUUAUUAAUUACACAUUACCAGGCUUUAAAAACAAACAAAAAAAUGAUCCCCACUCAUGGAGUGGUUUGCUUCAAGGCAUUUAGAGAAAACAUAAAUAUGAUUCGUUUGAAAGUAUGUAGAGGAAAAUCCAGGAGGUGAUGUGUAAAAUAUUGAAGCUGAAACGCACAAAAUCCCAAUCACUGGAAAGAUCCUCGAGCCAGCCUAUCAGCCUGUACAUAAUCAUGUUAUUGUAGUUCUCAUCAUCGAGGAUGAAUCACGAACAAAUGUCAGUGCGUCCUCUUUUCCCCAUGAACAUCCCAGUCUGUGACCAAAGCUCUCGCACACAGCUAUCUGUAAUAACUCGCAGGCUGAAGCUCAUUAAUAUGCUCAGUGGUGUUAAAACAAAGCUCAGUUCUAUUUCAGAUUUACAGACCAGUGAAAGUUAGUUUCAUUCUGCAAUAUGCUAAACUGCUAAUAUAUUCAGAGGGGAAAACCUGGCUGUGUUAAGCUCACACCAACACCCCCGAAUUCAAUUUCACUCAUUUAUCAGGCAGGCAACAAGACGCCUUUUACUGCAGGUGAUAAAAAGUAAUUGUUUUAGUUGUUUCUCAUAUUUUACGAACCCUUUCCCCCCCCCCCUUCGUCUACUGCAUCUGCAAACAUUUCCUCAUAUAAAAGUUUUUUUCCCCUGGCCUGCACUUUGUCCUCAGAAAGCUUGAAUUGUGCAUGUUGAUCACAUGUAUGCGUCACAGUGGCAGGAGUGUGGAAUAAGGUUGACAUUUGGUUCAUGUUUCCACACUGUCAAAGAGAAGAAAUGUACAUCUAUCUGAAAAGCCAUGCAGUGUACUAUCUCGCUCACCGUCACCUGCCUAUUAGCAAUAGCAUACAACUUGUUACAGUGCCCCACCCCUCUCGCAGGCACUAAUCACAGGCUAUUUUUACCAUGUUGGGAUAUAAAUUUACUGGGUAUUAAAAGGGCCACUGUGUGUUGCCUUAUGGCUGCUGUGUGGCCGAGAGAGGCCUUUUUUUUUUGUUAUUAUUAUAUCCAACUGCUCUCUCUCCAUCUGGCCACAUCCCCUAACAUCCCUGUGCUGAUGUGGAGGUGACUGCGGUGUAGAGCGAACUAAGGCCUGUUUGUCCUACCCUCCACUCUACCAUCCAACCCUGUCAGAGCUGAAGUUGACGUUAGACUGAAGUUAACAUUAAGGAGGAAGAGGAGAGCCGGAGCGAGGCUCACAGAGAGGCCUGGCUUCCUGUUGUGGCAACGGCGUGCUCGCAGAGAGGCCUGGGGAUUUGUUGAAGUAAAUAGCACUUUAAUUGUGUAUUUGUGUUCUACAGUGCAGCGUGCAAGUAUUAGGACAGUGACGUGUUACUUUUUAGUUGUGUUUGCUCUUUACUCCAGCAUGUUGAAAUGACAGUUGGGGCUUAGUGACAACUUUGCAUCCAUAUUGGGCGAACAUGGGAGGAGUAGUUUUCUUACUUUUGGGGAUUGUACCCAAUUUUCAGUCAAUCAAUGCUGAAUUUUAUGACAUGCUCGUGUAUGUGAGCAGACACCUUGCCUCUGGUGAUGACCUGCAUAGUUUGGAACAUCAUCAUUCCUGCCUGUUUUGGUCUUUUUGCCUUCAGGCUGCUCUCAAGUAAGUGAAACAUCCUCAUUUGGACAGAGGACAAGUGCUUGUCACUCAUUGGUUGCCUUGUGUGUCUGUCGAGGAUCAUUCACCUGCUUUGACCUUUCACUGGGCAUUUCAUCUAAAGAGAUACAAUUCCUCCUCUUUACGUCUCAAUAUGGAUUCAGGCACUCGAACAUACUAAAAUCUGAGAGUUAGCACUUUAACCUUUUUGUUCCAUCACCAAUAUGCGUCACUACAGAGCCAAAACAACCGAAACUUUCCCACUGUCCCAAUAUUUCCGGAAAGCACUUCUUGUGUUUUAGCUCAAGAUGGCGAGACAUGUGUGAGUGUUAAGAGAAAAGCCGACGGCCUUGAGAUAUUUCAUUUGUGUUCAGGCGUCGUGCGCUGCUGCGUCGACGGAGGCGUGUUCUCCACCAUGCUGCAGUCUCGGUGCAUGCGUGUGUGUCGUGUGGGAGUGUAUUAGUGUACGGACAGAGCCACACGGAGGGUUCCAGUGGAGGGUGAUGCAGAGACUGUGAGGGGUGAUGACAGAGACUCCUAUGAACAAUGACUCUUUGCUCCCCCCGCCCGCCAUCCUAAACCCUACCCCUUAAUCUCAGGCAGGCCCCAUUGCAAGGAGAGUCCCAGGACCCUCUCAGCCCAGUUUUCCCCAUGGGAAAUAUCUGACAUUAACCGUAGCACAUGUUUGCCAUAUAACCUGUAGACUUAGAGGAAAAGCAAAAAACAACAAAAAAACAACAUUGUAUGUAUGAUGAAUGAUGGAGUUCUAUAAUAGGAGCCUGAUGAAAAGAAGUUUUAUUCUUCUGUGGUGCAUUAACUGAACACACAUACAUUUUGCACACACUUGCUAUCACACUUCUUCGGACACCUGCACUACCCCAGGUUAUUGACACACAUCCACCCACCCCUAAGACAGGGAUGUGUAAACAUGGACCACAUUUAGCCAGCACCACCUUUUUGUGUUACUCCCCCUCCCCCACAAAAAAAACAGGGGAAAGCAAAGACGGGUGUUUAUGUGUAUAUUCUUUGUUCUUAAGAAAAAAAACAAAACAACAAAAUGCCGUGAAUUGAAAUAUUUUGACCUUUUGUUGUCAUUAAUGACACUAUUUAGCUGCACUAUGAGCGCCUCGUUUGUGGCAAGAAACCACUGGGUCUGGUCUGGAUGAGAGACAGGCUGGUUGUGUCGCUAGCUGUCCCAUAAACUACAGCAACAGCCCCGGAUAAAGGACUCCUUACCCCCACUCAACCCUACCCCACCCCCACCUCGGUACGACUCAUGGUUUUAGCUCUUAGAGGACAAACAAAAAAAAAAAGAUAUUUUAAAAAAAAAUUUCCAAGUUCCCAUAUAUAUUUUAGAAAGCUGGGUUAAGUGCUAUAUGCAAACAGAAAAAGAUGUAUGAAAGAAUUAUUAUUUUUCAUUAUUACUUCUCCCUAAUAUGCAAUUGAGUGUAGUGUAACAAUGGUUGCAAUCCUCUGUCACUUUAAUGCUGUAUGUGCACAUUGGUUGCUGUGUGGAUGUGGGUGCCGAGACAACAGGACUUGACAAUGAUGGGAACUAAUGGUUGUCACUCUGCAGCACCGGCGUGUUACCAGACCGCCUUAUUCGUUCUGACCAAUCACAAGAACCCCCCCCCCCCCCCCCGUUUUUUUUUAAAUUCCCGGGGCAGCAGCCACUGCCACAGGCUGAUCGAGCUGUCGUCAGACGAAUAUCGCUGUUCCAUUUUCUUCUGCUUUUCCUCGCCAGUUUUUUCUUUUUCUUUCCUUUUUUUUCUCUUUUUUUUCUGUCAGGUAGGAUUUGGAGCGUGUAAAUGGCAUAAUCAUGUUCACAUUUCACUGUCUGUUCUGUGUAUCUGCUUCACCAUUCAAAGAGAAAAAAACAGUUGUUUUCCAGUAUAACCUGUUCAUUUUUAAGAGCCGUAUGAUGCGACACUUGUAGCUGUCACUCUUGGUGCUUGGCUUAUGCUUCAUUGUCUUAAUAUUCCAAAUAAAACUGUUAAGUGUAAUCCACACUGGCCCAUGAUAUAA
Molecule: messenger RNA, 8210 nt
Organism: Larimichthys crocea (large yellow croaker)
Lineage: Eukaryota; Metazoa; Chordata; Actinopteri; Sciaenidae
Gene: socs5b
Product: suppressor of cytokine signaling 5b
Exons: 2
Coding region: 627-2318 (563 amino acids)
Biological process (GO): phosphatidylinositol phosphate biosynthetic process; intracellular signal transduction
Cellular component (GO): phosphatidylinositol 3-kinase complex
Molecular function (GO): 1-phosphatidylinositol-3-kinase regulator activity
Source: RefSeq, a predicted model, not a curated record